AUGUCAUUCAAAGAAUUAGGAGUCGCAAGAUGGCUCAGUGAAGCCCUAGAUGCUAUGAAAAUCUAUACCCCAACUGCUAUUCAAUCAGCCUGUAUACCCGCAAUUCUCAAGGGGCAUGAUUGUAUUGGGGGAGCAAAAACCGGUAGUGGUAAAACCAUCGCCUUUGCUGCACCUAUGAUGACACAAUGGUCAGAAGAUCCAUUUGGGAUUUUUGGAUUGGUGCUUACACCAACUCGAGAAUUAGCUCUUCAGAUUGCUGAACAAUUUGCGGCAUUAGGUGCCAAUAUGAAUAUUAAAGUGAGUGUGAUUGUUGGUGGGGAGGAUAUCGUGAAACAAGCACUUGAAUUACAAAAGAGACCACAUUUUGUGAUUGCUACUCCUGGAAGAUUGGCUGACCAUAUUUUAAAUAGUGGGGAGGAGACUAUUAAGGGGUUGAAGAGUAUUAAAUAUUUAGUGCUUGAUGAGGCUGAUAGAUUGUUGAGUAAUAGUUUUGCUAGUGAUUUGGAACGAUGUUUUAAAGUGUUACCAUCCGGUGAAAAGAGACAGACUUUGUUGUUUACUGCUACUGUUACUGAUGCAGUACGUACUUUGAAAGAUAAACCUACACCAAAGGGGAAAUUACCCGUGUUUAUGCAUGAAGUUGAAACAGUAGAUAAAGUUGCUAUUCCAUCUACUUUAAAAAUCAAAUAUGUAUUUGUACCUUCAUAUGUCAAAGAAGCAUAUUUGAAUAGUAUACUUAAACUUGAUCAAUAUAAGGAUUCCACCGCGGUUAUAUUUGUGAAUAGAACCAUAACUGCCGAAGUCCUUCGUCGUACUUUAAGAAAACUUGAAUUUAGAGUUGCAUCGUAUGUAAGUGUUUACGGAGUUCGACUUGCAUAUUUGAGGAAUGUAUCUAAGUUUCGCGGUGCAGCUAGGAUUCUUAUUGCUACAGAUGUUGCAUCUAGAGGGUUAGAUAUUCCAAGUGUUGAAUUAGUGGUGAAUUUCGAUAUUCCUGCCGAUCCAGAUGAUUUCAUUCAUAGAGUAGGUAGAACUGCAAGAGCAGGUAGAAAGGGGGAUGCGAUCUCGAUUUCCGAUGAUAAAGUUAUCAAGGAGUCUUUGACUACAACUUCGGUAGCUAAGCGUGAAUCAAUGAUGGAGAUGGAUAAAGAAAACUUUGGGGAACGUAGAAAGAUCAACAAGAGAAAACAUGGGAAGGAAGAACCAGUUAAGAAGUUUAACAAGAAGACUAAAGCAUAG
Hemisphaericaspora subhashii is the source of this 1236-nucleotide messenger RNA. RefSeq names its product ATP-dependent RNA helicase (gene DBP8). The transcript is spliced from 2 exons. Gene Ontology annotation, molecular function: nucleic acid binding; RNA helicase activity; ATP binding. The record is from RefSeq and is a predicted model, not a curated record. NCBI's taxonomy places the organism in Eukaryota, Fungi, Ascomycota, Pichiomycetes, Serinales, Debaryomycetaceae. Bases 1 to 1236 code for a protein of 411 amino acids.